AUGGCACCAUAUGAAAGUCAUAGUAGUCAUGAUCAUGAUGAGCAUCCAACUCCGACAGAUUUUUUGAAAUUAAAUGUCAAUAUUCAUUACUUGGCUAACUCAAAUCACAUAGGCUAUGAAUCCUUCAAUCUUCCAACCAUAAUGUUCAAGAAAUUCUUCAGCCAAGAGGGUCAACAUUACCUAAGGAAACACUUAUCCAAGGAUCCCUUAUUAACCUUGGAUGUACUUGAACCAUUAAUAAUUAAAUUCAUAAGUUUGGUUCAACAAGCAUAUAAUAUUGAUUAUUAUUAUGAUAUUAUUGUUGACCAUGAUGAUGAAUUAGUUGAAACACAACCCAAUGUGUUCCAUUUGUGCUUGAAUACGAAGAUAUGUGAAGAUGAUAUUGGUGAUGAUGAUGAACUAGAUAUGGAAUUUGAAGAAGACAUCAAGGUAGAAGAAUAUGGAAUUUGUAGUAUAUGCAUGGAUGAGUUUGAUCAUAUUAUUGGCACAUCAGACAUAAUUAACAUGCCUUGUAAUCAUGUGUUUCACCAACAAUGUAUUGUGGAGUGGUUACAAACUAGUCGUACAUGUCCCUUGUGUCGAUAUCCAAUGCCUACUACUCUAAAUAGUUGA
Messenger RNA from Trifolium pratense (red clover), 612 nucleotides. Its product is annotated as RING-H2 finger protein ATL30-like. NCBI's taxonomy places the organism in Eukaryota, Viridiplantae, Streptophyta, Magnoliopsida, Fabales, Fabaceae. The transcript has 2 exons. Gene Ontology annotation, molecular function: ubiquitin protein ligase activity; zinc ion binding. Bases 1 to 612 code for a protein of 203 amino acids. The record is from RefSeq and is a predicted model, not a curated record. Gene Ontology annotation, biological process: protein ubiquitination. Gene Ontology annotation, cellular component: cytoplasm.